CCUAUACCAUACUCCCGCUCCUCCAUCCACAUCUCCCUCCUCUACGCAUACAUCCUUGCAUGUGCAUAGCAUACAGUCCAUUAGAUCACACUCGCAUCUGCUAGAUUUGGUCGAACCCCCGACUGCAUCGCCUUGCCGUGCCACGAACACCGCUCGGUUACCCAAUCAUCCAACAAUUUCAGCGACACUGAGACUUACUAACUUAACAACUACCGACAGCUUCUCAGGAUCCAUUCAGUUGAGCAUCUUGAGAUAAUCACUGAAUUGCUGGACCCAGGCACAGAUACUUUCUCGACUAGUUCUGAUUGCUUAAUCGACAACCACUACUAACCCCCCGAGGUCUUGAUUGAUUCUCGGUUCAACAGCAGACCCUGAUCGAAACAUUGAUUUGUCCGUUCGAUCAAAAACAUACACAUCUAGACACCAUGGCAACAGCCUCAGUGUCAACACCUCUCAAAAGCCAUCAUGGCCUCUUCUCCACAAAGACCGCAGGUGGUAGAAUGCCCCUCACCCCAUCUCCCAGGCAGAGAACUGCAAGCGUUGCCACAAACAUGUCGACCGCCUCCUCCCCCUCCACUCCUCUGCGAAAAGAACAGUCAAUUCACAAGUCAGAUCCUUCCGCAUUCUUCUCUCGCUCCAUCUCCAGAUCGGUAUCCAAGUUUGCCUAUGCCAAUUCGCCCAAGUCCAAUAUUGCCAAGGGACGGCAGUCACCAAAGCAACUAGAGUUAGGUGUCUCAGACUGGACGUUGACAGGCACCGGGCCAAACACAAGUGCCACACCAUCGAGAGAAAAGUCAAGGAAAGAGACGGUGCUACGGUCGAGGACAGGCAAGACCACCAUCAGACUCCCCAACAACACCGCAGACAGAUUCAUUCCCAACAGAGCUGCAAGUGCGGGCCUGGCAACUGCUGGGUCUGGCAAGGCAGACGAGAACACUCGACCUCGAACUGCGGGAGUGGAUGGAUCAAUAGUCCUAGCAAACGCUGCAAGUGCCAGUGCCUUUGAGAUCUCUGCGCGGGGUGCGGAUGCAGAUAUCACCACCGCACUAGAAGGUCUUGGUCUGGAGGAUGACAACACCACCUCAACCUACACUACUCGUACCAACCCCGACUCCAGUGCCUAUGAAUCAUCACUAGCUUCUGCCUGUGGCAUCUCAACAAGCCAGCGAAUCCUUGAAUUCAAGCCUGCUCCUCCGGAAUCAUCCAAGCCAAUUGAUCUCCGAUCUCAAUACAACCGCCCACUGAAGCCAGCCAAUGCUCAGUCUGCCCAGUUCCGUCGCCGCAUCCAAUCCGCACCUGAGCGAGUGUUGGAUGCACCUGGCCUGGUCGACGACUACUACCUGAAUCUGCUCGAUUGGAGUUCGGGCAACCAGGUGGCCAUUGGGUUAGAGCGCAAUGUCUAUGUCUGGUCUGCCGACAGUGGCACCGUCUCCUGCCUUCUGGAGACUUCGCCCGACACCUAUGUCAGCAGUGUCAAAUGGUCGGGCGACGGCGCCUAUGUUGGCGUGGGCCUCGGUUCCGGGGAAGUCCAGAUCUGGGACGUCGAAGAAGGGACCAAGCUCCGGAGCAUGUUCGGGCAUGAAACUCGGGUAGGUGUGAUGGGAUGGAACAAGCACACCUUGUCAACAGGGGCAAGAAGUGGGCUCGUCUUCAACCAUGACGUCCGAGUUGCCCAGCAUAAGGUUGCCGAGCUGGUGUCCCACACGUCGGAAGUGUGUGGCUUGGAAUGGCGCAGUGAUGGCGCGCAGCUGGCAACGGGUGGGAACGACAACUUGGUGUCCAUCUGGGACGCCCGCUCAUUGGCCGCUCCCAAGUUUGCGAAAAAGAAUCACCGCGCGGCGGUCAAGGCCCUUAGCUGGUGCCCCUGGCAAUUGAACCUCCUGGCAACUGGUGGCGGGUCGUACGACCGACACAUUCACUUUUGGAACACGACGACGGGGGCCCGAGUCAACAGCAUCGACACCGGAUCACAAGUGACAAGUCUCAAAUGGAGCAAUCACUACCGCGAACUGGUCAGCUCCAGCGGCUUCCCAGACAAUUCCCUGAGCAUCUGGAGCUAUCCGACUUUGGUGCGAAAUGUGGAGAUUCCCGCCCACGAGACUCGAGUGCUUCACAGCUGCCUCAGUCCCGACGGACAGAUGCUGGCAACGGCAGCGGCCGAUGAAAGUUUGAAGUUUUGGAAGAUCUUUGAGCGGAAAGCGGGCGUCAGUGCGGCAGCGUCAAGGGAGGGCGGCGUCGGCAAAGGCGGCGCAAUGGCCAAGCAGAUGACCAUUCGAUAAAUCCACAGAGCCGGGUCCUUGCCUGGGUCAAUCAAUGGUUCCUUCAACGGGAAAGGACAGUUAAUGACGACCGGGAUGGUUCAUCUUGUUCAUUUUGCAUGGUGUUGUUGGGGGCCACGGAACGAAGGCAUUAGUAAGAGACAUGAAGGUCAUGAUGCGGCUCUUACCUUUUGACGAGGAUGUGUACUAGUCACCUCGUGUGUAUGUAUGAAUGAUUCUCGUUGGCUUGAAGUUAUGGAACAUGGGCUUUCCAGUACGUACAGGGUGUCAGCUCUCCGAGUAGGUCUGAGAUACUCCGCACGGGGACCCUAGUCCCUAGACUGCCUAGUUCUGUGGGCAGAAUAUGUAGGGACUCGUAGGCUAUCUACAAGGGUAUGUAGGACCUAGGCCAGUGACUUUGUGGCCUUUAAGCUACCUACUCGGUAAGGCUCACUACCUACUACUCGUAUCUCUGUGCCCCCA
Molecule: messenger RNA, 2741 nt
Organism: Cladophialophora immunda
Lineage: Eukaryota; Fungi; Ascomycota; Eurotiomycetes; Chaetothyriales; Herpotrichiellaceae
Exons: 2
Coding region: 426-2279 (617 amino acids)
Biological process (GO): positive regulation of anaphase-promoting complex-dependent catabolic process; anaphase-promoting complex-dependent catabolic process; positive regulation of ubiquitin protein ligase activity
Cellular component (GO): anaphase-promoting complex
Molecular function (GO): ubiquitin ligase activator activity; anaphase-promoting complex binding; protein binding
Source: RefSeq, a predicted model, not a curated record